Molecule: messenger RNA, 908 nt
Organism: Panicum virgatum (switchgrass)
Lineage: Eukaryota; Viridiplantae; Streptophyta; Magnoliopsida; Poales; Poaceae
Product: eukaryotic initiation factor 4A-I-like
Exons: 7
Coding region: 1-681 (226 amino acids)
Source: RefSeq, a predicted model, not a curated record
AUGAGGUCUCCAGCCACCGCUAGUGCUAGCUCCGGCGCAGAUUUCCCCGACGCUCUGCCCUCCCCGACCUCCCCAGCGGCCGCCCCAUCGCAUCCCAGCCCCGGCCGCCACUACUACCUUGCCGUCGACCGCACCCAGUUUAAGAUGAGGACACUCUUGGAGCUCCUGGGGGUUGUCGCGGAGCGCCGCGGCGGGCUGCCCAUUUCGAUAUGUGUUUCCUCUCGGGAUGAGCUUGAUGCUGUUUGUGCUGCGGUCGCUAACCUUCCCAUUGUGUCAAUGUCACCGCUGUACAGUGAUCAGGCGGAAGCAGAGCGUGCAUUGAUCCUUGACAAGUUUCGUCAAGAAACAAUUCAGUGGAAUCAGACUAGUAAAGAUAUUGAUAUGGCUGAAAGUUCUAAGUCUGAAAGUAUUGGCACAAAACUAAGCAUUAUAGUUGCAACAGAUGCUUGCUUGCCUCUGGCAGCAAUGGCAGAGGCUCCUCUUAUGGCUCGUGUGCUGAUCAACUAUGAGCUUCCCACAAAGAAGGAAGCUUACUUAAGGCGCAUGUCAACAUGCUUGGCACCAGAGGGAAUUGUGAUUAACAUGGUUGUUGGUGGCGAGGUGGCUACACUCAAGGCUUUAGAAGAAAACAGCGGUCUGCUCAUUGCCGAGAUGCCAAUACAUGUUUCAGAGAUAUUAUGACAGUCUCAACUUUACAAGAUUUCAGAAGUUAUUAUUUUACUUCUGCAUGACCGCACUAACUACUUGAGAUUUUACUUCUGUUACUUCGAUUUUUUGGAUUGCUUUUCAUGAUACAGAUUGUUCCUAAAAUCAGAUCCCUCAAGAAUAAGAAUAAUGUUCAUUUCUUCUUUUUUCUGAGAAAUGAAAGAUUAUAAUCAUGGUUGAUGUCCAGAGACAUGAUUCUUUUA